UACAAGCUGUGUUCUCGCAUUUCAGUGCCACUUCUGCACGCUGCAUAACUCCAAUCUCGCACCAAGCGUCACCUUGCACACACCAUCACUCAGGUUGCGCGACGACCUCGCCCUCACUUUCCUCUUGUGGGCUUCAGCAGAUAACGUUGGUGCAUAAGCUGACCGAUCGCGAGUUGCCUGCAGCUCAAUAGCCAAAGGAGCGACUCUUGCAGCAGCACUCAAUGCACUGAAAGGUCUACCGGCCAAAUGGCGACCGCAUUUGGUACACCAGUUCUAGGCACUGCACCACAGCUACUGCACCGGCGACGCCACUGCGGACCGGGGCCUCGACUUGCGCGGGACCACAGGGUGAUUCUCGCGCAAGGAGGCAGCAAUGCAGGUCCAGGGCCUGGGAGCAGCUCGGAUAGCUUGUCAGAGAAACUCUUACGUGUUCGACGGCGGCUCGGCUUGCCGACGGAUGGCAGCGCAAACGGCGCGAUGCCGGCCGAUUCUGGCCGCGCGGGCGCUGGAGCACCGGGGCCGGCCGGAGGCAGGAGUAGCGCGGAGCUGGGCGUUGGGGAAUGGGGGACGCAGAGCUGGUAUGAGGACUGGGACCCGUCCGUGCGGUACUCGCCAAACCAGGUUGACCGCAUAGCGGACGAGGGCGCGGACCGGUUCCGCAAGCUCACGCAGAACACGGGGCCACGUGACAAAUGGAUCACGCCGCUGCUGGACUGGGAUGCGGUGCGCGAGGGCUUGGAUCCGGAUCAGGAGCGUAGCGAGCAGAUGAUCACGGGAGAGGCUCUGGUCAACAAGGAGGAGAGCCAGAUUGCGGUGCGUUACGUGGCGCGGCUGAUCGGCAUCCCGCUCGUGACCGGCUUCGUCAUCAGCCGCGCGCUGGCCGACCCCAUCCUCAACUUCUCGCUGCGCAACAACCCGGACGCCUUCGAGCUGAGCGAGAUGCAAAAGGUGGAGGGCGCGGAGGCGGUGCACAUCGAGGAGACGCGGCUGCGGCUGGACAUGGCCAUCGGCCGCGCGCCGCCCAUGACGGAGCUGCAAAUGUUUGAGCAUCUCGCCGAGUUCGCGGCGGAGGUGCAGGAGGAGGAGCGCCACCACAACGAGACCAUCCUCAUCAACGCCGUGUCGGACUCGGUGUCCUUCGCCACCUUUGCCGGAAUCCUCGCGCAGCCCACGCGCAGCCGCGAAGCCACGAAAAACACGCUGGCACGCCUGUUCUACGGCCUCUCGGACAUUGCCAAGGCCGUGUUGAUCAUCCUGGUGGCGGACACGUUGCUGGGCUACCACUCGGAGGAGGGCUGGCACGGCCUCAUCGAGCUGGUGGCGGGGCACUACGGGAUCGAGCCCAGCGAGGAGGGCGUCGUGAUCUUCGUGGGCGUGGUGCCGGUGAUCAUCGACGUGCUGUUCAAGUACUGGAUCUUCAUCGGCCUCAACCGCAUCUCGCCAGGCGCCGUUGUGACCAUCAAGGUGGUCGACCGGCACUGAUUUCUGCGCGCUUCAUGCUGUUGGAAGUGCUGGCUUAGGUUUGCAAGCGAGCGAGCGCGAGAAGGUUGGGCGGCGGGGCUGGCGGUCGGGGUUCGCGUGGCGUGGGAACGUGCCGGUGCAUGAGGCCGGCCGGCUACAGGAGCUGUUCUGUUGAUAUGCUGUAAUAUAUCUGUAUU
Chlamydomonas reinhardtii is the source of this 1658-nucleotide messenger RNA. RefSeq lists its product as uncharacterized. NCBI's taxonomy places the organism in Eukaryota, Viridiplantae, Chlorophyta, Chlorophyceae, Chlamydomonadales, Chlamydomonadaceae. The coding region runs from base 478 to 1482 and encodes 334 amino acids. The transcript is spliced from 3 exons. The record is from RefSeq and is a predicted model, not a curated record. Gene Ontology annotation, cellular component: membrane.